This is a messenger RNA of Pygocentrus nattereri (red-bellied piranha), 1732 nucleotides long. Its product is annotated as akirin-2. Gene Ontology annotation, cellular component: chromatin; nucleus. Gene Ontology annotation, biological process: positive regulation of transcription by RNA polymerase II; positive regulation of innate immune response. Bases 524 to 1072 code for a protein of 182 amino acids. Gene Ontology annotation, molecular function: transcription coregulator activity. The record is from RefSeq and is a predicted model, not a curated record. The transcript has 5 exons. NCBI's taxonomy places the organism in Eukaryota, Metazoa, Chordata, Actinopteri, Characiformes, Serrasalmidae.
GUGUUUAACGUUGUCAUAACGUAGAGAAAGGAAGAAGAGAGAGGACCUAUCGUCAACGACAUGUGGAGAAAAAAAACAAACUCGGUGUGUGGAAGAUAAAGCUCUUUGGAAGGGUCCAGAUCUCUCAUUAGACUGCGUGUGGGCUUAAACGGCGCUUUCGCUUUAACAGCACGUCCUUAGUUACAGCGACGGAUUCACCCCAACAACCGAGACGAGCUACAAUAACACCAUAACCUGCUUUACCGGCCAAAAGGAGGCACGUUUUUGUUUUGUUAGAAACGUAAACCGGCUACUACGCUAGCUAACCCAGCUGGAAAAGCGCCUGAAAGGCCCUUCGGCUGGCCGGCGUAGCUAACGGGAACUUAACGUUAGUUAGCCAGCUUAGCCUAGCUAGCGGCAGGUUUGCUAGGCGUCGGAGUGGCUUUCUCUGACCGAGUAGGACAUCUCAUUUUGUCCACCCCCACCUUCUGGCUGCUCAUACACUGCUGCGGUCCGACUUUUAAACGUGUCUGGGUUUGCUACGAUGGCUUGUGGGGCUACGUUGAAAAGGACGAUGGAUUUCGAUCCGUUGCUGAGUCCCAGCUCGUCGAAAAGAAGAAGAUGCGCCCCGGUGUCCUCUUCCUCUUCAUCCCCCCGAAAAUACCUCCGCCAUGAGCCGUCCCCUUUCGGAGAGGUGUCGGCCACACUCACCACAGAGCAAAUCCUUCAUAACAUAAAGCAGGAGUACAAGCGCAUGCAGAAACGGAGGCACUUGGAUGGAAGCUUUCCACAGAGCGAGGCUUGCUGCUCUCUCGAGUCUCAGUCUCACUCGUCUAUUUUGAGUGGAUCCAGCUUUCCAGAUACCUCCUCUGGAGCUGUUUCACCAACAAGGAGAGAACAGCCUCUGUUUACUUUGAAGCAGGUCGGAAUGAUUUGCGAGCGUCUCUUGAAAGAACGUGAAGAGAAAGUCAGAGAAGAAUAUGAGGAGAUCAUGACUUCAAAGUUGGCAGAACAAUAUGACACCUUUGUGAAGUUUACGCAUGAUCAGUUAAUGCGGCGGUUUGAGGAACAGCCUGCUAGUUAUGUGUCUUGAGAACACCAAGAUGCUAUUCGACUUCAAAUUGCUGCAGUUGGAGCUGAAUGUCUCGAUUUCACCACAGACCUGGUUUGAAGUAAAACUGCUACAGUGACACUCAUGCUGACAGAGGCUGCCUUUAGAAUUUGUCAGUAAAUAUUAUUGUUCCUUGUGAACCUGGGUGCUUCCUCUUGUAAACGUAUACGGACCUUUUAUGUCUGUUAUUCUACCAGUGGCCUACUUAUAAUCUAUACCAUGAGCCUUCUCUCACAUUUUGCUCGCAUUCCAGAAUAGUGUUUGUUACUAGUAGCCUGUACAAUUUAUCAAUGCAGAUUACCAUGCGUUAUUUUCUGAAGACAUUUCACAUGUGCGUAGACAUUAUGAACAAGAAAUCUGUACACCUCUUUGCCAAUAUUUCCCUGUCCUUGAGAACUGUGCACUACACAGUUCGGUCUUUUUUUCUUACUCUUCUAACACGCCUGAUGCAGAACGCUUGAGCCAAAUCAGAGUGUGGAGCAGAGAGAGUGCUGCGGUUCUCCUGGACUGGGAUUAGGAAACACUGCUCUAUGCUAUAUAAUGAGCUCAUGAGAUUUCCCCAUCACUCAGAUCUUUUUGUUUUGCUUUCCUAUGUAUUGAUAUAGACAAACCCAAGCAUUAAACACAUUUUAUUAAUAAAGA